This is a messenger RNA of Malaclemys terrapin pileata, 5627 nucleotides long. It is a transcript of the gene GRHL1, whose product is annotated as grainyhead like transcription factor 1. Bases 1465 to 3357 code for a protein of 630 amino acids. Gene Ontology annotation, biological process: regulation of transcription by RNA polymerase II. Gene Ontology annotation, cellular component: nucleus. The record is from RefSeq and is a predicted model, not a curated record. The transcript has 17 exons. NCBI's taxonomy places the organism in Eukaryota, Metazoa, Chordata, Testudines, Emydidae. Gene Ontology annotation, molecular function: RNA polymerase II cis-regulatory region sequence-specific DNA binding; DNA-binding transcription activator activity, RNA polymerase II-specific.
UGGGCAGGUCCGACCAGCGCUGCUGCCCGUCUCUUUCCACCGGCUGGGGAUCCUCGCCCUGACUUGUGGGCUCCUGCGGGACGGGUGCUGGGGGAGGAGACUCGGGAGUAGCGACUGAAGGUGGCUGUCCGUGUAGCACUGCAGGAUCCCUAGGAGGGGGUGGCAGCAGCCGCUGGAGUGAGUGGGGGCUAGCGUCAGCCUCUCCCCGCUGAUGGAUUUGGGGUGGGUGCCCCGUAGCCGGGCACCUAACCCUACUUGGCCCUUGGUGAAAUAGCGGCGCGGGCGGUGAGGGGGGCGCUGAGCAGAUCCCCGGGGUGUCCCCCACGAGCCGGGCUGUGUGUGUUUGUACGUUGGCAGACCCCGGAGCACCUCUUCCUGCGGCUGCCGGGGGCGAGGUACGGAAACUUCAGCCAGAGCCUAGCGCCUGCCCUCCUUUCUCCUUCCACGGACCCCGCCUUCCCAGUGCAGCGCGGGGCCUCUGGGCGUGCGGGUUUCUCUCUGUCCCGCGUAGGGCCGGCAGAUGGACCCAGGGUCAGGCUCUCCCCCCUCUGAGCUGCAUGGUGUAAAUCGAAGUUCUUGCGUUAAAUCCGCCGAGAUUCCCCCCCGUCGAUUUUCCGAACCUGUUCUGCCCCCUGUUUAAAUAAAGCACUCGCCCGGGCGCGGAUCGGGUAACCGUAACCACCAAGUCAGGCGUUGAUUUCUGGCAGAGGGAAAUCUCACGUCACGUCUUCCGCCCGGGAGGAGAACUUCUGGCUUAGGCCACAGGUUUCUGUAGUGGCCUCCGAGCUUUAGCCUACAUCUUUGGGACCCAUCCACCCCCAUCCCUGUCUGCGUGCAGCGAUGGGAUCUCGAAUGGCCCGCUUGCUGCCGGGGGGAUCCGUAAGGAUCGGAUGGUCACCAGGAUCAUCCCGUGUCUGAAGUUUAGUUUAGUGCUUUGUUUUUGGAAUCUCUCUCUCUCUUCUUUCCCCCACUUUGUUAUAAUCAAACUAUCGAGAAGACAGUCCGGCUUUGAAACUCGACACCUGUACUGAGGCGUUGGUCACCAUCCUCCUCCUCCUCCUCCACUUCUCUUCAAAUGCUGAGUGCGGCGAAUAAUCAGUCCAUGUCUGUAAGGAGGAGCCUCUCAGCCUUCAGAAGUGCAUAGGGGGCUGUAAAUAUUCACCCCGCCCACAGCACUUGUUUCGAUGGGCUUUUCUAAUGCAGGAUCUUACCGAAUUGCGCUGUGCUGCCUUUUUCUCCUCUUGAAGAUUUAAGAACAAGGGCUGGGAAGUGAGAUCAGCGUUAACCGGGACAUCGUUAUUUGAGGCACACCUAGGUUUUUUUAAUGACUUGAACAUUGUUGCUCUAAUUUAAAGAGAUUUCCUGGGCUUGGCCUUUGGCAGUGUUAGACCUUGAUGCACAGAUUUGUAAAAACUGUCUUUUAAAAUACUACAAGCUUCUUAUAUGCUGUAGGACCAAGAUCUGAUGGAUUUUUAUGAAACCCACGCUACUGGAAAAAUGGACUUCCCCAGCAAAAGGCCCGUGUUGGUUCUUCAGAAUGACUCUAUCUACUCCCAGAGGCGUCCAUACACCAGUGAAGAUGAAGCCUGGAAGUCCUUCCUUGAAAAUCCCCUUACAGCAGCCACCAAAGCCAUGAUGAGCAUCAAUGGUGAUGAAGACAGUGCAGCUGCCCUGGGAUUGCUGUAUGACUAUUACAAGGUUCCCAGAGAAAGAAGGACUUCAACAGCAAAACCAGAUGUCGAUCACCCUGACCAAGAUCAUGGCAAAAGAAACAGCAUCCCAACGGAACAAUCGCUCAUCUCUACUGGAGAAAACAGAGUGCAGGUUCUGAAAAAUGUGCCUUUCAAUAUUGUUCUUCCGCACGCUACCCAAAUGGCCAUGGACAAGAGAGGCCAUCUGACGACCCCCGACACCACUGUCACUGUUUCCAUUGCCACAAUGCCCACUCAUUCAAUUAAAACAGAAACACAGCCACAUGGAUUCACUGUGGGCAUCCCUCCCACUGUCUACCACCCCGAGCCCCCCGAACGGGUGGUGGUUUUCGACAGGAAUCUCAACCCUGAUCAGUUUAGUUCCAGUGCUCAGCCUCAGAACUCCCAGAGGCGCACGCCGGACUCCACCUUCUCAGAGACUUUCAAAGAAGGAGUGCAAGAGGUUUUCUUUCCUGCUGAACUAAAUCUGCGGAUGGCCAGCAUGAGUUCAGAGGACUACGUUUUUGACAGCAUUGCUGGGAAUAACUUUGAAUACACCUUAGAAGCUUCCAAGUCACUUCGUCAGAAGCCAGGGGACAGCACAAUGACAUACCUAAACAAGGGUCAGUUUUAUCCGAUCACCCUUAAAGAAGUCAGCAGCAGUGAAGGAGUCCACCACCCAAUCAGCAAAGUCAGAAGCGUCAUCUUGGUUGUGUUUGCCGAAGACAAAACAAGAGAAGAUCAGAUCAGGCACUGGAAGUACUGGCACUCAAGGCAGCAUACAGCCAAACAAAGAUGCAUUGACAUUGCCGACUAUAAGGAGAGCUUCAAUACAAUCAGUAACAUUGAAGAGCUUGCAUACAAUGCCAUAUCCUUCACUUGGGACAUUAAUGACGAAGCAAAGGUUUUUAUUUCUGUAAACUGCCUCAGCACAGAUUUCUCCUCUCAGAAAGGAGUUAAAGGGCUGCCCUUGAACAUUCAGAUUGACACCUACAGCUACAAUAACAGGAGUAACAAACCCGUCCAUAGGGCCUACUGCCAGAUUAAAGUCUUCUGUGACAAGGGAGCAGAGAGGAAGAUCAGGGAUGAAGAACGAAAACAAAGCAAAAGAAAAGGCAAGUGCACUGACCCCAGCUCCCAGUUGAAUGCCUUUCCAGAUGUCAAAGUGCCAAUGCUUCCUUCCCACAAGCGGACAGACGUCACUGUCUUCAAGCCAUCCCAAGAUCUUGACACUCAGCCAAUUCUUUUUAUCCCCGACCUUCACCAUGCCAAUCUUCAGCGUGGGACUCAUGUCCUUCCUGUUGCACCAGAAGAACUGGAGGGUGAAGGCUCUAAUAUGAAGAGGGGGCCUUAUAUAACUGAAGAUGAUUUUAUUGCACCUCCCAAUAAACUGACCAGAAUAGAGGAACCAAAACGAGUGUUGCUGUAUGUCCGAAAGGAGUCGGAAGAAGUCUUCGAUGCACUUAUGCUGAAGACACCAUCUCUGAAAGGUCUAAUGGAAGCUAUAUCGGACAAGUAUGAUGUUCCUUUUGAUAAAAUUGGAAAAAUCUUCAAGAAAUGUAAAAAAGGGUAUUUACAGACUGUAAUCAACUCACUCCUUAUCUUUCUCUUUGUUAAGAAUCCUGAUCAACAUGGACGACAAUAUUGUGAAGCACUAUUCGAAUGAAGACACCUUCCAACUACAGAUUGAAGAGGCUGGAGGAUCUUACAAGCUCACGCUCACUGAGAUCUAAAACCAAAGCCAUCAAAUCUCUGUGGAUUUUAAAUGAAGGUCUCAGAUGAACAUUUUUCUGUAAUUUAGUCUUCUGGGUAAAACACGAAUCACUUUCUCUAGAAGAAACCCAGUGGGUUGAGUUCUUCCAGGGAUCGGAGCAGUGUUUGUUUAGCAAAGUCGAUACAGUCACGUUUCUGUUCUUCCGAAAGGACAAAACAAUGCUCAUUAACUCAGUGCACUUGAAGUGAAUGAACAUAGAUAUCAGGAAUUAAAUAAUAUUUAUGUACAAAACAUUAGCAAAUGGGGAUGGGGAGAGAAGCCUUGAAAUAGUGGUGAUAUUCUAACUUCUAUUUAUCUAUUAAAUAUUCAUGUGAGCCUAUCAGCUAAUGAUGUCUUAUUGGACUGCUCUCUGCUAGAUGCAGCUACACAGCUCCCAUUCAUGCUAAUGGGAGCUGCAGGUGGAUGUGGGAGACUAGACUCAAGAAUGUUUACUGCUGAACAGGGCAUGUUGCUGAAAUCACUUGUAUAAUACUUUGGGGAAUGUAAAACUGCCUUGCUCAUGAAGAACUUACCUAAGUUACCGUGUGAACUCAUUUGACAUGAAGCUGUAUUGUAUAUAAGUGCAAUAUAUUUUUGAAGGUUUGUAAAUGUGUACAUAUGAGUCAUAUAUAAUAUAUAUAUAAAAAAUAUGGUGUUCAUGUAUAUACAGUGAAUAUAUGCAAUGAAGCCUCCCUAAAAGGAUACUAUAUACAGGCAAACAGUUAUUUAAAAACCUAGUAUGCGCCAAACCUGAGCGCACGUUGUAUAUUCAUAGCACGCACAGAGAUGACUUGUUUAAAGAGGAUUUUCCCAAGCAGAAGGAAUGAUGCCUACUAUACAGCAGACCCCUCUGUACAGUGAGGUAUGGUGGGUUAGGCUUGUAUUGUACACUACCAAAUAAAGUUCUACAAUGGCUGUUACUCCUAUUCUGUACCUGUAGUGAGAUUGUGUAUUCUCAGUCUUGAACCUAAGAGGAGCUGUGGGCUUGUGCUUCCGGGGGAUAAGCCAACCUCUUGGGUUUAUGAAGAAGUUUUCCCUAUGGUCAGCUAUUCUGUAACUGCCUGCUCCAGGCUUUCUCACACCACCUCCUGAAUCUGGUGCUGGCUACUGUCAGAGACAAGAUAUUGGACUAGAUGGGCCACUACGCUGAUCCAGUCUGGCAGUCCCUAUGAUUCUGCGAACUUGAUCCUGCAGGUGAAUAGAUAAGGAUUGAGAGAUUAAGGCCCAAACCACCAGUAGGGCCAUGUAGCACAAUGCUCGCAAUCCAAGAAGGUAUAGGGGGAGUGGGUCCUGCAGGCUGGCAAGCAGACUAUGCUCAGUGUUCAUCGUGAAGCAUCAAGCCUAUAUCUGUGAGAAGAGAAACUGAGCAGUGGCUGCCUGUGACUGAAACACUGUUAAAUAUUUUAAUAUUUAAUAUUAAAAAAUAUUUAAAAUUGCUGCUAUGCAUUGUCAUAGCCUUUACUCUGACUAUUCCCCCUUCUUCCCGCACCAGGCCUGCUUCCCCUCCGUUACUCCUCAGUGAUCAAUCUGCUGACCUACUGAGCGCUCCAUAUUCCUUGCUGUGUGAAAAUCUCUCUGUACAGGUGUUCAGCAAACAUUGAGUGCUCAGUGCUUUUGCAGACUGCAGACAGCCUGUAGGACUGAACCCUGAAAGAGAAACAUGCCUGUAAUGCCGUGGGCAUAUUGAUGAGACUGCACCCAACGUGUAAUCUCUCCUAAGCACAUCCUGGUUUUAAGAAAAAAACCCGAAGUCUGCUGUACUCCAAGUUUCUCUGAAUUUACUGCAAUUUGGGCUUCCAUUUAUGAAUUCAGGGGGGAAAUGUUACCGUGGCAAGGGAAUUCUUGUACACUCACAUAGAAAUACAAAUUUAUAUUCAUUUUUAUUGGAAGUGGAAGUUUUAUUACAGAAUCCGUCUAGGGCUAGGGAAGUAGAUUUAGAUCAUUUGUAGAUGUAGACUUGAUAUGAAUGUUAUUUCUUAUUACUGUUAUCUUAAUGAAGUAUGUGACUUAAAUUAGGGAUUGUUUUCCACUAUAAAAUACUCUGGGAAACGGGUCUUAUAAUAAUAGCAACGUUGUAUGCUUUAUCAAACUGGAGUUUUUGGUCUUGCCUACUGUUUUUUUAAUUGUAUAAUUGAAGAUGCAUUUUAAACCAAAGCUAUUAAAUUUUAUAUGUCCAUUUCUAA